Venustampulla echinocandica is the source of this 1005-nucleotide messenger RNA. RefSeq lists its product as uncharacterized. The record is from RefSeq and is a predicted model, not a curated record. The transcript has a single exon. Lineage: Eukaryota; Fungi; Ascomycota; Leotiomycetes; Helotiales; Pleuroascaceae. Gene Ontology annotation, biological process: protein phosphorylation. The coding region runs from base 1 to 1005 and encodes 334 amino acids. Gene Ontology annotation, molecular function: ATP binding; protein kinase activity.
AUGACAUACAGUAUAUCAGACAGCUACAACACGAGAUUCAACAUUCCAAAACCUGAUUUUCCUUUCACUGUUGGCAAGCAGCUUCAGGUUCGUCCCCACAUACCUCCGCCACCUCCGAGAAAUCGUUUUAGCGCCUUCUUAGAAAAUGACAGACGUCAUGAGAGGGAUUUCAUCGAUCCAGUUCAACGUUGCCUGCUACACCCUCCUGUACUAGGUCCCAGGGGUGGACUCGACUCUGGUGUCACAGAGUUAGAAAUAGUCAGGUUAGUCCGGGCAGGGGAUGGGCAUGCUGCACAGCUACUUGCUGUUAGAGUGCUAACAUCAACCAACGGCUUGCUGCCCGAUAUGAACCUAUUAGCCAAGCUGUAUGACCCGCUUUAUUUCGAUCACGAGCAAGACGACGUAGACCCAUUUCUCGCCGUCUAUCGUGCGCAUACGCGUGAGUGUGCAGUCUAUAAGAAGGUUGCGGAUCUUCAGGGAAGCGUCAUACCGAAAUUCUACGGAUCAUUCACGUUAUCACUACCUGUCAGCCAGACGUAUACCCGCGAGGUUAGAUUAAUUCUCAUGGAAAUAGUACCAGGACUCUCUAUGGACCACCUGAGCCCCUCGAAUUUCAAGAAAUCGGAACGCCAAGCGAUCAUGAAAUCAAUUAUCGAUUCUGAGACGGCUCUGUAUAACCGCGAUAUAAACGACCGCGAUAUCCAUCCUCGUAACAUACUAGUUGUCUCCGAGGAGUCUAAUCGUGAUGAAAAAGUCGUUGUCGUGGACUUCGGAUCGGCAUGGACCAGUCGCUCUAAGUAUCCAGAUCGGGAGCAGGGCUCGCUUCCUAGAGUUCCGAUCUCACCGUUACUACGCUGGAUUGUCCCGCCCGAAGAAUUGAAACCAUGGAUCGAUUGGGAUUGGAAGGUGUGGGUGGAGCGACAGUAUGAACAUACCAAAGAUUCCAUAACAGAGUAUAUGCAACGUCGGUGGGCUGGAGGAAUAUUUGAGGGGCCGGAGGCAUAG